Molecule: messenger RNA, 676 nt
Organism: Vitis vinifera (wine grape)
Lineage: Eukaryota; Viridiplantae; Streptophyta; Magnoliopsida; Vitales; Vitaceae
Exons: 4
Coding region: 108-446 (112 amino acids)
Source: RefSeq, a predicted model, not a curated record
CCAAAAUGAACCGAAUUUUCGUAUUAAAGCUCACUUCAAAUCAUCAGGAUUUCUGAACUCGUUUCUGUCCCUCUCAUCCUUUACAAAGGUAACCCACCAGAAUUCCAAUGGAGACAGUGCUUGAAACGCCCCUCAAAAAUCCAGUUCAAUCCGAAAACCCCCUCUCUGACUACAAAACGCCACCCCCAAAUCAAGAAACGGCCCAGAAAAUCCAGAAUUCUGCCAACGAUUCCGGCAAUAAAACCGCUACGCCCGACAGGCUCAAGGUGCCCAAGGCAUUCAAGUACCCUGAGAGGUACAGAAGCCCAACUGAUCUCAUGAUAUCACCAGUUUCAAAGGGUCUUCUUGCUAGAAGCAGAAAGACGGGUUCCCUCUUACCUCCUGCAAAAAUUCAGCCUAAGGUUCAGGAUUUGCGUGUCCAGGAAGUGGGUCUUUUUCAAGCUUGAAGGAUCUCGUAAGGGUCUAGUCUAUCAGAUGGAUUCUUGAUCUUGAUGAAUUUGUCUGACUAAAUUGGUCUUUGAAGGGAUUUAAUGGGAUGUAGAGUUUAGAGUUUUUAGUAAUUCAGAUUUUGCAUUUUGUUGGGAAAAUUUCUGAGCAGUUGUCAUGAUGAUUAAAUGAUGUGUAAUUUGAAUUUAGUUUCUUAAUAAAAAUUGUUCAGACACGUUCAAAUGUUGAA